CCUCAUGUCUUCCCUUCCUCCUCCUCCUCCUCCUCUUUACCGCUGCCGUUCUCGAGACUUACUGUAACAAGUUCGGCUCAGGGCUCCGCAAACUGCGUAUUCAUUGUGCCGUUAUCCAUCGCCGUCGGCUCUUGCAUCGCUUCCAGAUGGCUCCCAUCUUCAGCUUGCUUCUUGCGGCAGCCGCGGUCCCGCUUGCGGCCAGCCUCAGCUUCGCGUCGGAUGCGUCCGAACUUUCCGUGGUGGCCAAGAAGACCAUGGUGGCCACGGUGCUGAAGCACACCCAGGCAGCACCAGUGGAUAUGAUGCUGAGCCACCAGAUUCGGAUGCUCAGCACGUCGCGCAAGAGCGUGGCGCAGGUGGCGGUCAUCAACGCCAAGGUCCCUGGAGUGGACAAUCCCUUGGGCACGGCCCAGGACCCUGUGGUCGCACAGAUGAAGCGUAGCUACGGCACUACAGGCGCCGUGCAGGUUGUCGACCUCGAGUCCAACGAGACCCAGCAGCAGGAGCUGAUGAAGAAGGUCUUCUCCAUCCGCCAGGGCAGCACCGUCAACUUCGCAAAGAAGUUCUUCAGGCAGAACCUGACGACUCCGAGCAUGAAGCGCGAGAUGGCCUACUUCACCGCGAUGAUGCAGUUCAUGGACCUCUGCAGCCAGGCCGAGUACGGCGUGGAGAUCUGCGCCAACAUGGAUGGGGAGUCCUUCCUGCACAGGCAGGACAAGAAGGGCUUGAUCGAGCUGGCCAGCGAGCUGUUCGACGGAGACGACGAGGUGAUCGCGCUGCAGCCUCCGUCCUACUGCGACUAUACGCAGGCUCACCACAAGCCCGCUUGGGCGAAGAAGGACGCGUGGACCAACAGCAGCUUCACGAAGUGCGUCGCCAACGCGACCAAGGCCAAGCCCGAGGCGGGGCCUGCGAACAUGCUCUUCAACCGCGUGCGCCUGCUGGCUGCGCUGCCGCUGAGCGUGAACCCAGAUGACCUGAGCCUCGAGAAGGGCUUCGACCACGCGCUGAUGGCGGGCCUGUCCCGCUGGGUCGGACCGGUCAAGGGCAUGCAGUGUGGGCACUCUUUCGUUAUCAGGCCGGCUGGCGAGGAGGCCAAGUGCAAGGGCAAGAAACUGCCGCUGAAGGCCCAGGCGCUCGCUGCCGGCAAGCAGGCGGGCUCCGAUGACAGCCGCCUCUCCGGAGAGUACGUGUCGUUCAACCAGAGGAUGGUCCAGGGUAUCGAGGUGCUGGCGGACCGUAUGGAGAGGGGGAUGAUCCCUGGCCCGACUGGCUCGGUAGGAGACAAGUGCAUGGAGAUGUGCCCAUCCAGCGAGCGCAUCAAGCAGGGCAUGGCGUGGAGAGCCGCCUGGCACGCGCCGCCGUUGCACUUGAGGUGCUCACGCUUUUUGUCGAUAACUCUCAGCGGGCCAGUGCUGCAUUUCGCCGGACGCUGGUGAGAAGCUGCGAGGCUGUGUCCGCCAGUGGCCACCCACCAUGAGGGGGAGCAGAGAGGUGGGAGUGGAGGUUACACUUGUGACACCUCCACUCAUGACGGCCUGGGAGGUGGAACAACUCGUGCUGGCUCUGCACGAUCUUAUCCGAGGCUUGCGCACGGCGGGGCGCCACAGAGGAAGGGGCAUAAUGGUCCGACGCAAGCGACGCGAUCGACUGGGCGAAACGACUCAGGAAAUCGAGGUCACGCUUGAUAUCGGCCAGAUGCGUCUUCUGCGCAUCGCUGUAGAUAUCGGCAUUUGCGUGACUAUCAGCACCGGUCCGAGC
Messenger RNA from Prorocentrum cordatum, 1761 nucleotides. NCBI's taxonomy places the organism in Eukaryota, Dinophyceae, Prorocentrales, Prorocentraceae. The record is from the annotation of a GenBank genome assembly.